ACAAAACACAAGGGAGUUCAAACUGCCUGACUGACUAACUAACUAAGGAGCUGGAAGUUUGUUGCAUCUGCAAGUAUGAAGCUGCUUCUAGCUGGACUUGUUCUGACCCUCGUUGUAGGAGCUCAAGCUCAGUGGUACCGCUUCCCUGGUGAAGCUGCUCGAGGUGCUAAAGACAUGUGGCGUGCAUAUGGCGACAUGAAGGACGCCAACUGGAAAAACUCAGACAAGUACUUCCACGCUCGGGGCAACUAUGAUGCUGCCAGGAGAGGACCAGGGGGCAGGUGGGCAGCAGCAGUCAUCAGUAAUGGCCGGGAGAUGGUUCAGGGUUCCAGUGGUCGAGGACAUGAGGACUCAGCAGCUGACCAGGAGGCUAACCGCUGGGGACGUAAUGGAGGGGACCCCAACCGCUACAGACCAAAUGGACUCCCAAGGAACUACUGAACCUAAAAAAAGGAGGUUACUAGCCAAACUGAAGGACCACAUUCCAAACAAAUAUAUUGCACUUAAUUACUGCUUUUGAUAAAAAUGUCAUAUUCUCAAAAAUUAUUUUGCCCAAAUGCUCUGCUAAUAGACAGGUACAUGGUACUGAAACUUAGUAUACAAUGUAUUUCAAAAGUGUUGCAAAAAUAAAGUGAUUACACAACCAG
This is a messenger RNA of Salmo salar (Atlantic salmon), 647 nucleotides long. RefSeq names its product Serum amyloid A-5 protein (gene saa5). Gene Ontology annotation, cellular component: extracellular region. Lineage: Eukaryota; Metazoa; Chordata; Actinopteri; Salmoniformes; Salmonidae. The record is from RefSeq and is marked provisional.